UUGUUAAACUUUAUUCUGUGAGCAAAAAUAAAGUGUCUAUGACUUUGACAUCUUGAUUAAAAUUCUUUCUUCUGGUUGUUAGCUCUAAGCAAGAUGAGGUCUGUAACAUUGAAAGAUGUUGAACAGGAUAAGGUCGUCAAGACUGUCGCAGCCCAUUUAAAAAAGAUCGGCAAAAUAAAGGUUCCUGAACAUAUGGACUUAGUCAAAACUGGUCGUUUCAAGGAACUGGCUCCAUAUGAUCCUGACUGGUUCUAUGUCAGGUGUGCUGCUGUUCUUCGGCACAUUUACAUCAGAUCACCAGUUGGUGUGAAGACUGUGACUAAGAUAUUUGGUGGCCGCAAACGUAAUGGUGUUACACCCUCCCAUUUCUGCAGAUCUUCAGGCAGCAUUGCCCGCAAAGCACUUCAAGCCUUGGAAGCUUUAAAGCUGGUUGAGAAGAUUCAAGAUGGUGGUCGCAUUCUCACAGUUCAAGGCAGACGUGAUUUAGACAGAAUUGCUGCACAAGUUCGUCUAAAGGCAAAACAACAGGCUAAACAAAUGGUCAUUGUUUUGUAAAUAUAAUAAAAAUUUAACAAAA
This is a messenger RNA of Leptidea sinapis, 577 nucleotides long. RefSeq names its product 40S ribosomal protein S19a (gene RpS19a). Lineage: Eukaryota; Metazoa; Arthropoda; Insecta; Lepidoptera; Pieridae. The coding region runs from base 94 to 555 and encodes 153 amino acids. The transcript has 4 exons. Gene Ontology annotation, biological process: translation; ribosomal small subunit assembly. Gene Ontology annotation, cellular component: ribosome; cytosolic small ribosomal subunit. Gene Ontology annotation, molecular function: structural constituent of ribosome; RNA binding. The record is from RefSeq and is a predicted model, not a curated record.